Molecule: messenger RNA, 816 nt
Organism: Rotaria sp. Silwood2
Lineage: Eukaryota; Metazoa; Rotifera; Eurotatoria; Philodinida; Philodinidae
Source: the annotation of a GenBank genome assembly
AUGAUACUGCAUUCAAUUUCUAUGGUACACGAAUGGCUACUUGUUCAAGUGAUGGAUAUGUUCGAGUUGAUAUACGAUCUACAUGAUGAUACGUGGCAACAAUCUGGCUCCUUUUCGGUAAAAAAUGUACAAGAAAAGUUUAUCUAUUUAUUUUUAUUUUUACAGCUUCCUUUACAAACGGGUCCUAUGAUACGAGUAACAUGGGCUCAUCCAGAAUUUGGUGGUAUUCUUGCAACAGUAGCUUAUGAUCGUUUUGUUAAUGUUUGGUAUGAAACUCCAACAGGACAUAAUGAUCCAUCAGAAUAUGCUACUAAAUGGCAAUUUCUCGAUUCAUUUUUGUUUGCUUCUUCUGAACAACGAUCAUCAAAUACAGAUGUUGGUACACAUUCAUCAGCUUAUAAUACAGUAGCUAUACAAUUUGCUCCAAAGCAUCUUGGUCUUACACUUGCAACUGUAUUUAUUGAUGGUCGAAUACGUAUUUAUGAUUUCCAAGGUCCGAAUGUAGUCAAUAAGGAAGAAAUACAAACGAGAAUGUCUAAUUUAAGUUGUAUUUCUUGGAGUACAGCUCGACAUCAUUUAGCUCCAUUAAUUGCAGUUGGAAGUGAUGAUUGUAAUACAGGUACUGGUGCUAAACUGCAAUUAUGGGAAUAUGCACCUGAUAGAAAAGCGGUUAAAGUUGAUUUAACUAGCGUGAAUAUGUUAUUACAAAAUGCAAUUAAAGAUAUUCAAUUUGCACCGAAUUUCGGUCAAUCGUAUCAUUUGCUUGCCGUAGCUUCAAAUGAUAUUGAUUUAUUUACUAUAAAACCAGCAAAGUAA